Passer domesticus (house sparrow) is the source of this 1759-nucleotide messenger RNA. RefSeq names its product endoplasmic reticulum oxidoreductase 1 beta (gene ERO1B). Gene Ontology annotation, molecular function: protein-disulfide reductase activity; thiol oxidase activity; FAD binding. The transcript has 16 exons. Gene Ontology annotation, cellular component: endoplasmic reticulum membrane; endoplasmic reticulum. The record is from RefSeq and is a predicted model, not a curated record. Gene Ontology annotation, biological process: protein folding in endoplasmic reticulum. The coding region runs from base 169 to 1560 and encodes 463 amino acids. NCBI's taxonomy places the organism in Eukaryota, Metazoa, Chordata, Aves, Passeriformes, Passeridae.
CGCCCCCGCCCGACGGGCCCCGCCGUCCGCAGCCGCGGCCGCGCCGGGAGGAGACGCUGCUGCCGCCGCCGACCCGCGGCGCGUCCCUCUCCUUCCUGUGCCGGCGGCGGCAGGGCGAGGGCUGCCCCCUCCUCCGUCAGUCGCGGCGGCAGUAGCAGCAGCAGCAGCAUGAGCGGCGGCCGGAACGCGGCGGCGAGGGCACGGCUGGCGGCGCGGCUGCUGGCGGUGCUCGGCUGCGUCCUGACAGCGGAGGCCCAGCUCACAGGAGUCCUAGAUGAUUGUUUAUGUGACAUAGAAAGCAUCGAUGACUUCAAUACUUUCAAGAUCUUUCCCAAAAUACAGAAACUACAAGAACGUGACUACUUCAGAUAUUACAAGGUCAACCUGAAGAGACCAUGCCCAUUUUGGGCCGACGAUGGCCAUUGUUCUAUCAAAGAUUGUCAUGUAGAGCCUUGUCCUGAGAGCAAAAUACCUGUUGGAAUUAAGGCUGGGAGCUCUAAUAAAUAUUCAAAAGCAGCAAAUAAUUCCAAAGAAUUGGAAGACUGUGAGCAAGCUAACAAGCUGGGAGCAGUUAACAGUACCUUAAGUAACCAAAGUAAGGAGGCUUUCAUUGACUGGGCAAGAUACGAUGAUUCACAGGAUCAUUUCUGUGAACUUGAUGAUGAGAGAUCUCCAGAUGCACAGUAUGUGGAUUUGCUGCUGAAUCCAGAACGUUACACUGGAUACAAGGGGCCUUCUGCUUGGAGAGUAUGGAACAGCAUUUAUGAAGAAAACUGCUUCAAGCCUCGAUCUGUCUAUCGUCCUUUAAAUCCACUGGCGCCUAGCAGGGGAGGAGAUGAUGGAGAAUCUUUCUACACGUGGCUAGAAGGUCUGUGCCUUGAGAAAAGAGUGUUUUAUAAACUCAUUUCUGGACUCCAUGCUAGCAUCAACUUGCACCUGUGUGCAAAUUAUCUUCUUGAAGAAACGUGGGGGAAGCCCCGCUGGGGACCAAAUGUGAAAGAGUUCACUCGCCGCUUUGACCCUGCUGAAACGAAAGGAGAAGGACCAAGGAGGCUCAAGAACUUGUAUUUCUUGUAUUUGAUAGAGCUGCGUGCUCUGUCAAAGGUCGCUCCAUACUUUGAGCGUGCUGUUGUCGACCUCUACACCGGCAAUGGCCACGAGGAUGCUGAGUCUAAAGCUCUCUUACUAGAUAUCUUCAGGGAUACCAAAUCCUUCCAUAUGCACUUUGAUGAGAAGUCCAUGUUUGCUGGAGAUAAAAAAGGAGCCAAGUCACUAAAGGAAGAAUUCAGAUUGCAUUUCAAGAACAUCUCCCGCAUAAUGGACUGUGUUGGAUGUGACAAAUGCAGGCUGUGGGGCAAGCUGCAGACUCAAGGCUUAGGAACUGCUCUGAAGAUCUUGUUUUCUGAGAAAGAAAUACAGAGCCUUCCUGAGAAUAGCCCAUCAAAAGGUUUUCAGCUCACACGGCAAGAAAUAGUUGCUCUUGUAAAUGCCUUUGGAAGGCUUUCCACAAGUAUAAAAGAGUUGCAGAAUUUUAAAGUUUUAUUACAACAAACUAGGUAAUGAAGGUCUUUGCACAGCCCGAUAGUGAAGAUUAUUUACAUGACUGCAUUGAGCAGAAUGAACUGAUCCUUACAGGACUCACAUGAACUGAUAAAAAGUAAAAUCAAAUCCCAACUUGAAUAUUUAUGUUUAAACUAGGAAUGGUUAUUAAUUAGAAAAUAUAUUUAUGAAUGAAAUAUAGAGUUUUUAAAUGUGUAAA